Messenger RNA from Rubroshorea leprosula, 308 nucleotides. The record is from the annotation of a GenBank genome assembly. Lineage: Eukaryota; Viridiplantae; Streptophyta; Magnoliopsida; Malvales; Dipterocarpaceae.
AGUAGCCACCGGAACGGAACAGAAAUGCUGGAUUUUAACUCCACUGAACGAAGAUUUGGGAAUUGGAGAUAUGGGUUUUGUGAGGAAAGUAACUGUUGUUGGAGAAAGAAUUGAGAGGCUCUGCAUCUUGGGGUGCUUCGCUUAUGCCCACCACUCUAGCUUGGUUCCGUUACCUGCCCUUUGUUCUGUAAUGUAGAUAAGGCUAUCGCCUCCGGCAGUCGCUCGCUCCCCGCUUUCUGAAGUUGAAGGAGUUCAGUCUUUACUUUUUAGUGUACCAAAAAAAAAAAAAACAAAGUUCAAUUUUAGCA